Impatiens glandulifera is the source of this 519-nucleotide messenger RNA. Its product is annotated as F-box protein SNE-like. Gene Ontology annotation, biological process: regulation of gibberellic acid mediated signaling pathway; gibberellic acid mediated signaling pathway. Gene Ontology annotation, cellular component: SCF ubiquitin ligase complex. The transcript has a single exon. The record is from RefSeq and is a predicted model, not a curated record. Bases 82 to 519 code for a protein of 145 amino acids. Gene Ontology annotation, molecular function: protein binding. NCBI's taxonomy places the organism in Eukaryota, Viridiplantae, Streptophyta, Magnoliopsida, Ericales, Balsaminaceae.
CUAAGUCAAAGCCCCAAUCUUUAUUACAAAUACUCAACAAAUCAUCACUUCUGUUCUUACUUCUUCAUAACAAUCACUAUAAUGGCUCAAAGAUUCAUGACCGAUUUAGAAAAAAGACCCAAAUUCACUAUCAACGACGACGUCGAUAUCCUAACUGAAAUCCUCAAAAGACUCGACGGCCGUUCACUCUGCGUCGCCGCCUGCGUUUGUCGAUUAUGGAGAUCCGUAUCGAAAAACGACGACGUAUGGGAACACCUGUGUUUUCGCCGCGUUUCGCCGCGACCUCAAUACGGCGUUCGCCCGGUUGUGGCCGCACUUGGCGGUUAUCGCCGGCUAUAUAUGGUUUGUAUCAGGCGAUUGGGUCGAAGAAAUAGAGUUGGGCGGCGAGCAUGGACGCGGCAAGAGGUGGAGUUAUCGCUAUCGCUGUUCUGUAUUGAUUAUUAUGAGCGAUUGGGCGGUAAGGUUGGUGAUGCGUCUGCGUUAUCGCUCAUGUUUCUGUCCAAGCCCGUGAACGUGUGA